GACGGAGCUCGGGGCCCGCCCCUUGUCCCAGUCCCCUCCAGUCCCCGCCCGGCGCCCCCUCUGGCGCUCUCGCGCGAGCUGGCUCCCACCUCCAGGCCCCUCCGCCAGCUCCAGCCAUGCCGGCCUGGCGCUCGGCGGUCCUUGUCUACCUCGCUUUCUCCUUGGCCGCCAAAGUCCAGAGAGCAUCUGGAGACGAUGACUGGAAGCUGGAGGAUGCAGUCGAGAAAACUUCAGUAAAGCCAAGAUGGGACCGCACCACUACAACCAAGAGACCCACAACAACCAGAGCUCCACUCAAGCCUCCAGGAAAGGAUUUUGACUUGGCCGAUGCCUUGGAUGACCGCAACGAUCCAGACAAAGGUCAUAGGAAACCCAACCCUGCUGGUGGAGGCUUCUCCGACAAGGAUCUGGAAGACAUCGUAGGUGGUGACUACAAGCCGGACAAGGGCAAAGGUGACGGCAGGUUUGGCAGCAACAGCAACGAUGACACUGGAUCUGGAAUGUCAGCAGAGACAGGCACCAUUGCUGGUGUGGCCAGUGCCCUUGCCAUGGCCUUGCUCGGCGCCAUCUCCAGCUACAUCUCCUACCAGCAGAAGAAGUUCUGCUUCAGCAUCCAGCAACCCUGCUCAACUCUGACUUAUUGGUUUGGGAGAUUGAACCUGAAACCGCAGAGCCUCAGGCAUGAGAAUCUGUUUGCAGAACUACUAUGAAGGGGUGCACGCUGACUACGUGAAGGGGGAGAACCUGGAGGCUGUGGUGUGCGAGGAGCCCCAAGUGAAGUAUUCGCUGCAGCCACAGGCCACACAGCCGCCUGAGCCCACUCGGAUCUGAGCCUCCAUUCCAUGGACCCUGCUGCCCUGCUCCCGCGACAUCACCAAAUUCUCCUGAGUACGAGCUUUCCCUCAAACCCAGGUCUUUGUGUACCCACGGAGAGGGUCUGUGGGGCCUCACACAGACCCAGGUGUGAGCCUGAACCCCACACCUGCCUCCAAGCCAGCUGCCCCCACACUUUGGUGGGGCUUGUGAAGGGAGACCCCAGAGCUUGGGGACCGGGGUCUACACCCAGGCCUGGCUGUCCGCACUGUAUAGGCUGUCGGCUGUGACCAAAGGGUACCCUCUUCUCUUGGAGCUCAUGAGAGGAAGCAGCUACUGAGCACCGGCUAUGGGUAGGGGUAGGGGCCCCCUUCCUUCCAGCUCUGUCUCUCUGUCUCUCUCUCUCUCUCACACACACACACACACACACACACACACACACACACCCAAGGGAAAGAGCUUUUCAUUUAUUUAAGUGCAAAUGGCCAAGUCUCAAGUCCUGCCCUGGGGCCAUUAGGAAUCUUCUGGGAAAGCUGGAAGCUGCUCCUCUCAGGCCUGACUCCCCUCUAAGUGUGCAGGGCUUCCUAGGAACACCAGGAGGGUCAGAGUAACUCCUGCACUGGAGUGGCUUCCUGCUGUGUGUGCUUACUCUGCAGCCAGGCCUCAGGCUUCUGGCCUGUGCAUGGAGAGCCGAAGCUUGCUGAGAGAUGCCUACCUGAGGGAGGGAGGGAGGGAGGGAUGGGCUUAGUGGUUUAGUGAAAUACACUACAUCUGGCUUGGUCAGUCUGUCUGUCACAUUCCUGACUGUCCUAUUCUGGUGGCAAGUGUGGGAGGCACUGGCCCCCCUCGAGUUGACCAGAGCUGUCUUCUCUGACCCAAGCAGAGCUGACUGCUGGAACAUUCCCUCUGGCCCACCCAGGGCCUGUCCUCCAGACCUCUCACAGUAUCUUCAGUGGCAUCCUCUUCUGUGGGGGAGAAUGCAAGGCCCAAACCAGCAGGGUGUUACAUCCAGCAUCUCUGCCCUGCAGGUGUCAUACACACACACACACACACACACACCACUGCCUUGCAGUGGGUUCCCCUGUGUUGGCUUGAAGCAGGUGUUACUAGACCACAACCUGUUUCCUUCUAGUCAGCCUUUGGGUCCACACCACCCUUCCCCACUGUGGGGUGAAGGUUCCCUAACAAGCCAGGGCCAUGGGGCUGGGGCUGGAGCUGAGGAGAGCCCUGUGUGGCACCCCAAAGGUGGGGGAAACAUGGUCCUAAGGGCCCUCCCACGAGCUUCAGCCUGCCUGUCCCUCCUGACGGUGACAAGGGCUGGUAGUCCCAGUACUCUGCAGCCAGAAGGUAUGUGCACAUAGCCGUGACCUUGGCACAAGGGGACAUUGUCUCGAGACCUGACAGCUUCAUAUGGCUCUGGAACAACCCCCUCCCCCGCAGGCGUGUAGAAGGGAGGCAGUGAGGCCACCAAGGCCUGCAGCAAGGUCCUUCUCACCAUGACUCCAAGGCUGGGGCAUUACAGAGACUCCUGUGGCCUAGCUGUCCCUGGGUGUCAUAGCCUCUCUACUGGGCAGCCUAUCCCAACCUCCUCACUUUCCAGUGAAGUGGAUGAGAGGGACAACCUGCCACCCACUCUGCCCCCUGCUGGGAUGUCAGAGAAGCUCCCUCCAUGGACACCAGUUCUCAGCUCCUCAUGGGUUCCUAUUCUCUCUGUUUUUUUUUUUUUUUUGCCUCCAGGGUUAUUGCUGGGGCUCAGUGCCUGCACCGUGAGUCCACUGCUCCUGGAGGCCAUUUUUUUCUCCUUUUGUUGCCCUUGUUGUGGUUAUUAUUUUUAUUGUUGAUGUCGUUCAUUGUUGGAUAGGACAGAGAGAAAUGGAGAGAGGAGGGGAAGACAGAAGGGGAGAGACAGACACCAGCAGACCUGCUUCAUCGCUUGUGAAGUGACUCCCCUGCAGAUGGGGAGCUGGAGGCUUGAACCGGGAUCCUUACGCCGGUCCUUGCACGAUCCUUGCACUCUGCGCCACAUGCACUUAACCCGCUGCUCUACUGACUAACCCCCCCAUUCUCUUCUUAGCCACUCACCAAGAGGCCCAGCUCCCAGGACAUCAAUGCCAGUGGCCUGUGGGGAGUGAUGGGCCAAGGGGGGGUGAAGGAAUUAGAAACUUCCAGCUGAUGUUUCCCUGCCCUUUUCGGGGUGCACUCCUGCUGGACAGUUUAGCUCUGGGGACACUCCCUUGGGACCUGGAAAGGCAGCACCACACCCACUGUGCCAGGAACCUGACAGCCAGGGACAGGACUCCUGCACCCCUUGUAGCCAUGUGGACAGUGGCCUGUUUAGGGUACUAUGUUCCUCGCACCAUUCAGCUUGGCUGGCAAACCAAGAAGCCACCUGGUCAGUCCUGUGGAGCACCACACAGUGGCUGCCAGCAGCAUGGUCAGGGUCACAUGAAUGGCAGCUAUGUGCCACUUCAGUCUCAAAGGAAAUCAGUACCAUGUUCUCAACUCCUGUGACUCCCGCCUAUCAUGGCUGGGGACAGGACUGUAUAAGAAAGGCAGUGUGAGCUUUUUUUUUGUUUGUUUUCAUUUUUCUAUAUUUAUUUUUCCUUCUGUUGCCCUUGUUUUUUAUUGUUGUAGUUGUUGUUGUUAUUGAUGUUGUUGUUGGAUAGGACAGAAAUGGAGAGAGGAGGGGAAGAUAGAGAGGGGGAGAGAAAGACAGACACCUGCAGACCUGCUUCAGGCCUGUGAAGCAACUCCCCUACUCCCCUACAGGUGGGGAGCCGGACACUUGAACCAAGAGCUUUUUUUUUUUUUCUUUUUUGCCACUGGGGCUUGGUGCCAGCACUAUGGAUCCAUGGCUCCCAAUGGCCAUUCACCCCCUUUUUUCCCCUUUUCUUAUUUUAUUUUUAUUCUCCCUUUUGUUGCUCUUGUUGUCUUAUUGUUGUUGUUGUCAUUCUUGGAUAGGACAGAGAGAAAUGGAGAGAGGAGGGGAAGACAGAGGGGGAGAGAAAGACAGACACCUGCAGACCUGCUUCACUGCUUGUGAAGUGACUCUCCUGCAGGUGGGGAGCUGGGGGCUCGAACCAGGAUCCUUAUGUUGGGCCUUAAGCUUUAUGCCACAUGCGCUUAACCCGCUGCACUACCGCCUGACCCCCUAUUUUCCCUUUUCUAUUUUCAGUUAAUAGGACAGAAAUUGAGGGGGCUGGGUGGUGGUGCACCUGGUUAAGCGCACAUAGUACUAUGCACAAGAACCUGUGCAAAACCCCAGGUUCGAGCCCCUUCUCCCCACCUGCAGGGGCAGGGGGUGCUUCACAAGUGGUGAAGCAGGUCUGCAGGUAACUGUCUCUCUCCCUAUCUCCUCUUCCCCUCUCAGUCUCUCUCUAUCCUAUCCAAUAAAA
This is a messenger RNA of Erinaceus europaeus (western European hedgehog), 4208 nucleotides long. It is a transcript of the gene CD99L2, whose product is annotated as CD99 molecule like 2. NCBI's taxonomy places the organism in Eukaryota, Metazoa, Chordata, Mammalia, Eulipotyphla, Erinaceidae. The transcript has 11 exons. The coding region runs from base 117 to 710 and encodes 197 amino acids. The record is from RefSeq and is a predicted model, not a curated record.